Prunus armeniaca (apricot) is the source of this 855-nucleotide messenger RNA. The record is from the annotation of a GenBank genome assembly. NCBI's taxonomy places the organism in Eukaryota, Viridiplantae, Streptophyta, Magnoliopsida, Rosales, Rosaceae.
AUGACCAUGCCCACAGCCCACAUCUUCCUAAGACUACCCAUCCUCUUCAUCACCUUCAACUUGAUCGCAGCGUUUAUCCCCUCUGCUCUUUGCGAUGACGAUGCUCAAUACGCAGAGUGCCGCAAUACCUACGACUGCGGUUCGCUUAAAAACAUAUCCUACCCUUUCUGGGCAGCCAACAGUCGGCCCCAACACUGCGGGCGAGAAGGCUACCAACUCACCUGCCGAGAUGAUCAAAAAACUGUUAUCAGAAUUGAAGACCAAGAUUUCCUUGUCUUGGACAUUAGCAGGGAAGUUUACAUCAUCACAAUUACUCGCCUAGACCUCUGGGACAGUCCUUGCCCUAGCAGGCUCGUCAACACCACUUUGGACUACGAUCGUUUCGCUUACGUUCAAGCUGUCCGGAACCUGAUUUUGUACUACGGAUGCGUUCCUCACAGGGAGACAAUCCCAAAUAACUUUACUUGCAAAAUAGAGGGUACCCAAAAGGAUCUUGCGUUCUAUAUAGACGACUCUAUCUCGAGGCUUACUCCUCAUCAGAAUGAGACCAUGUGCUUCAACAAUAUCAGUGUCCCCAUAAUGUGGACGGGUGUUGAUCUUCUGCAUCAGAAUCCCACGGUGGACGUACUGCAACAAGUUUUGAAGCAAGGCUUCAAGGUUGAGUACAAGGCCAACUGGGAGCUCUGUGGGCUAUGCAUGCGCUCUAAUGGAACCUGCGGAUCCAACAACACCACUGACUCUUUUCUCUGCUUUUGCGGGGGCCAUCCUUAUGAGGAAACCUGUCCAAAUUCUGGAGAAUUUGGAGAUACCACUUCAGAUUACGAACUUUUAAUUAGAAAUGGGAUGGCUGAAUAA